UUAAAAAGAUUUUUUAAAGGUUAGGCUUACCAACAUUGAGAGUUUUGCAUUGAAAAUCUUCUAUUAUUAAAUGGUUUGGUUUACAACUCAAAUCCUUAGACUAAUUAAACAAGAAGCUUAGCUUCUAACUUAUUUAAUUUUAGAUCAUUUGUAAUUAUCUCAUAUUAACUGGUCGAAUCAUAGCUUCUCAUUUGGCCUUUGGUCCGAAUUCUGUAUCAUCAUCAAUUCGUGUAAUUUUUCUUCUUCCUUUCAUUUAACCAUGAAUUCUGUAUCUAAACAAACGAAGAUUUACAUAGGAGGCUUACCAGACUCUUGUAGUGCUGAAGACUUAAGAAAUGCAUUUGAGAAACAUGGUAAAGUGGAAGAAUGUGAUAUCAUAAAGAAUUUUGGUUUUGUCCAUAUGGGAGAUGAAACUGAAGCUAGAGCUGCUAUUGAAGCAUUAAAUGGAGCAGAGUUCAUGGGAGUCAAGAUUACGGUGGAAGCUUCUCGUAGUAAAGUAAGACCAAAACCAGGAAUGGGAGGAAAAGGUCAAUGUUAUCGAUGUGGAAAAAGUGGUCAUUGGUCUAAAGAAUGUCCACGAAACACACAUGAUCGUCAUAAUCAUAACGGUCGUGCUCCUCAUCCUCCUCCUCCUCCACCACCACCACAAAUGCCUCCUCCAGGCCCUGCUGGUUGGUAUGGAGGAAGAUACGGUCCUGUUCGUAAUUAUCCGGUUGAUCGAGGUUAUGAUCGUGCUUAUUCUCGCCCCUAUCCGGAUCUUUAUGAUAGGCGGCCACCACCUCCACCACCCCGCGAAGAGUACUAUUAUAGAAGACCUUAUCUCGAAGAAUAUGCUUACAGAAGGUCGCCUUCAAACACAGAUCGAACCUACGGUGCUGAAAGAUCUUAUUACACAGAUGAUACUCAGAGUUUUGCUAGCUAUUCAUCCACUGGAACAACUUCAGCAUCUAGUGGGUUAUAUCCACCAAUUAUCGGAAUUGCUCCACAAUCUUCCAAUUCGUCUGCUGUUACUUCAUCAUCGGACAUGAGAAGACCAAUUUGAAAGAAACAAAGAAAACAGAAAUUUAAUUUUGGACUCAGUCGAUCAUAUAUAAAUAUUUACUCAAUGACACUUGAUGAUGUUAUAACAAAAUUCAAACUCUCUUCACAACACUCCUAAAUAAUGUCACAUUCUCAUGACAACUCAUUAUAUCUUAGCUGGGAAUACGACUAUUUAUCAUGUCUAAUUGAUUAUUGUCAAAAUAUCAUCUCAUCUUCCGCUUCUCGUAACCAUCGUUCACAUCAACAUUAUCACCUUCAUAAUUAUCUGCAUAUGUUUCUCAAAUAUUCACCAUGAACAUUGCAGCUUCCAUCAAAUUCUUCAUAUUUAUGAUGAAAUCUUUGCAGAACUCCGUGUUUAAAUGGAUUUAUCAGCGAUAAAGUCAUGGAAAUUAAUUAUCAGAUUAAUACAGUAUAAUUUAUAAAUGUAUGUACAUCUUUAUAAAUAUGUAUAUGUGGACCUUCGUCUUUUUUUCGGUAACUCAAUUAUCAACCUUAUUUUGCUUUUUUUCCUCCAAAUUACUUUUCUGCUAACCAUUUAAAAAUCAUAUUAUUCAAAACAAAAAUUAUCAAAUUAAAUUAAAGCCAAUAAUUUUGGGCCAUCUUCUAAUGGGUUAACUGAUGCAACUUUGAUCUCAAUGGUUUACUUGAGUAAAAAAAAUUGUUUCUGUGAUUUUGACAAAAUGAUUAUGAACACCAAGGCUCGUAGUUUUUGUAAUUCAAGUUGACCGAGAUUAAUUUGUAAACAUAACAUUAUCAAAUAAAUAUGCAAACAAUUUAUGUUGACUA
Molecule: messenger RNA, 1827 nt
Organism: Tetranychus urticae (two-spotted spider mite)
Lineage: Eukaryota; Metazoa; Arthropoda; Arachnida; Trombidiformes; Tetranychidae
Cellular component (GO): nucleus
Molecular function (GO): zinc ion binding; mRNA binding
Source: RefSeq, a predicted model, not a curated record